ACGGUCUGUGGAAGGCUCGUGUGAGUGACGACCAGAUGGACCCUACAGGGACGCUGAAGUUGUGUGCCGACAGCAUGGGAUAUGAUGGACCCUCAUAUUCCCUUGCUAAGCCACUAUGGCAUAGCUGCGAACUACGGUAUCAUCUGGAUGAUGUCCACGUGGCAGUAACUGAGAGCAGUCCGCAGUGUACUGUCAUGUCAGCAGAGUAUUGAUCCAUGACUGCUACCUGUACGAGGCUUGCUGGAGUCGUAUGUACCAAUGUAACAUGUAUUUGAGGGACGGUUCACCUGGUUGGAGGUGAUGAUGUAUCACAAGGGAGAGUGCUACUGCUAUAGAUGGAACCUGGUCUCUGUUUGCGCCAGUGACUGGGAUACCACAGGAG
This is a messenger RNA of Geodia barretti, 382 nucleotides long. NCBI's taxonomy places the organism in Eukaryota, Metazoa, Porifera, Demospongiae, Tetractinellida, Geodiidae. The record is from the annotation of a GenBank genome assembly.